Messenger RNA from Trichosurus vulpecula (common brushtail), 4086 nucleotides. It is a transcript of the gene FBLN1, whose product is annotated as fibulin 1. Gene Ontology annotation, cellular component: extracellular region. Gene Ontology annotation, biological process: extracellular matrix organization. The transcript is spliced from 15 exons. Bases 338 to 2386 code for a protein of 682 amino acids. Gene Ontology annotation, molecular function: peptidase activator activity; calcium ion binding. The record is from RefSeq and is a predicted model, not a curated record. NCBI's taxonomy places the organism in Eukaryota, Metazoa, Chordata, Mammalia, Diprotodontia, Phalangeridae.
CCAGUCUGGGCUCCGGCCAGAGCGCUUCCAGGCGGGAUAAUUAAAAGGAGCGGGGCAAGUCGUUCUUCAGGACAGAAGCAGGCGGGCGGCCCGGGGACCUCUGGGCACCCCUACGUCCUCACACUCCCAUACACAAGUGACCCACUCACGCACACACACAAGUGACCUACUCACUCCCACUCGGUCCCUGCCGCUGGCCCUCCGCGGCCCCCCACGUCCAGAAGGAAGAAGCGGGAGCCGGGCCGCCGGCCGGAGGAGGAGGAGAAGCCGCUGCCCCUGUGCAGCCAGCCCUUUGUGCGCGCAGGGGGCUCACCCCCUUCCCAGUGUCCUGGGCCCCAUGAAGCCGGCCUGGACCUCGCCGCCGCUGGGGCUGCUGGCCCUCGUCACGCUGCUGGCCGCCAGAGUGACUGCAGGUGUUCUGAUGGAAGAUUGCUGUGCAGAUGGGCAUAGGCUGGCCACCCAGAAACGAGACUGCUCCGUACCCUACGCUUCGGAAUCCAAGGAAUGCAGGAUGGUGCAGGAGCAGUGCUGCCAGAGUCACCUGGAGGAGCUCCACUGUGCCACGGGCAUCAAUGUGGCCCAUGAGGGUGACAGCUGUGAUGCCAACCAUGACAAUUCCAGCUUCGAAGCCAAGUUUAUCAAGAAAUGCUGUCAUUGCUGCUUGCUGGGGAAGGCCGCCCAGGCCCAAGGCCAGAGCUGCGAGUACAACCUCAUGAUCGGCUACCAGUGCGGCCUGGUGUACCGGGCAUGCUGCGUCAAGGGCCAGGAGACGCCCGAGCUGGCGCCUGGGGACGUCGCGGUGCCUUCGGACACCGCUAAAAUUCCUGAGGAGGAUAUUGUGGACCAGGAAGACCCUUAUCUGCAUGACAGAUGCCGAGGAGGGGGUCCCUGCACUCAGCAGUGCCGAGACACGGGAAGCACAGUCGUUUGCUCCUGCUUUGUGGGCUAUCAGCUCUUGCCUGACGGGGUCUCCUGUGAAGAUACCAAUGAGUGCAUUACUGGAACGCACAAUUGUCGAAUUGGGGAAAUCUGCAUCAAUACAGUGGGAUCAUUUCGCUGUCAAAGAGAGAGUAGCUGUGGGACAGGCUAUGAGCUCAUGGAAGACAACACUUGCAAAGACAUUGAUGAGUGUGAUACCGGAAUUCACAACUGCCUCCCCACCUUUAUCUGUCAGAACACUCCGGGAUCUUUUCGCUGCAGACCCAAACUCCAGUGCAGGAGUGGAUUCAUCCAGGAUGCACUGGGCAACUGUAUUGACAUCAAUGAAUGUUUAAGCAUCAACGCUCCAUGUCCGAUUGGGCAGACUUGUAUCAACACCGAGGGCUCUUACACCUGCCAGAAAAACGUGCCCAACUGUGGCCGUGGCUACCACCUCAAUGAGGAAGGGACGAGAUGUGUAGAUGUGGAUGAGUGCUCUCCGCCCUCAGAACCCUGUGGAGCCGGACAUCUCUGCAUAAACACACCGGGCAGUUUCCGCUGUGACUGCAAGGCGGGUUACUAUUUUGAUGGAAUCAGCAGGACUUGUGCAGAUAUCAAUGAGUGCAGACGCUAUCCUGGGCGUCUCUGUGGCCACAAGUGUGAAAACACCCCCGGCUCCUACCACUGCAGCUGCACGGUGGGCUUCAAGCUUUCUUCUGAUGGAAGAUCAUGUGAAGACCUGAAUGAAUGCAGCAGCAGCCCCUGUAGCCAGGAGUGUGCCAAUGUGUACGGCUCCUACCAGUGUUACUGCCGCCGGGGCUACCAGCUCAGUGAUGUGGAUGGGGUCACAUGUGAAGAUAUCGAUGAGUGCGCUCUGCCCACUGGAGGACACAUCUGUUCCUACCGCUGCAUCAACGUGCCUGGCAGCUUCCAGUGCCACUGCCCAUCGACCGGCUACAGGCUGGCUGCCAACGGGCGGAGCUGUCAAGACAUCGACGAGUGUGCUGCAGGCACCCACAACUGCUCCAUCAAUGCCACUUGCUUCAACAUCCAAGGCGGUUUCCGCUGUCUCUCCUUCGACUGCCCCGAAAACUAUCGCAGAUCUGGCGACACUCGCUGCGAGCGCUUACCUUGUAAUGAGAAUCAGGAAUGCCCGAGGCUGCCCUUGAGAAUAACCCACUACCACCUCUCUUUCCCCACCACCAUCCAAGUGCCGGCUGUGAUUUUCCGCAUGGGCCCCUCGAGCGCCGUCCCUGGGGACCGCGUCUUCUUCACCAUCACCGGUGGGAACGAGGAGGGUUUUUUCACCACGCACAAAGUGGCCGCGCACAGUGGCGUGGUGGCCGUGCAGAGGCCGAUCCCCGAGCCGCGGGACCUGCUCCUCACGGUGCAGAUGGAGCUGUUCCGGCACGGCGCCGUGAACACUUUUGUGGCCAAGCUUCAUAUCUUUGUGACUGCUGAGCGCUGAGCUGGCAGGCACAGGCACCUCCCCCCACCUCUGCCCCCCCCCCCCGCGCCCUCCGCCUCUGGAUUAAUAAAGUGCCCCGUCCUCCCCCAAACCCCAUCCCCCGUGUGGCCCUUUGGCCCCGUCCUGCCCCUGGAACUCUCAUCGCCAAUCGGAAUUAGGGUGAAGGUCUACAGAACCCUCUUCACACUAGCCCUGGGACGAGGCAGGCCGAGGAUUCUGAGGAAGCCGAGGCUCAGAGAAGCUAUAGCAUCUUGCCCCAAAGGCCAUCCAGCGGCUCGCAGAGUUGGACCUGGAGUCGCGGCCUUAAGCUCUUCCCCUCUCCCCUCCAGCCUUGCCUCCUUGGAUAGGCUGGGACUCCACUGGCGCGGGUCCCCCCUGUAGGGGCGGCCUUGGGGAGAUGCCCUGUUCACCCGUAGGUGCCGGCGGAGCCAGGUUAGGGCUGAGAGGUUCGAGAUCCAGUCCAGUCCCGGACCCGUGGUCAAGUCGAGCCUUUCUAGUUGCCCAGGGUAGCCCAGAGCGUGCGCCUAUCAGGCAGAGCCUGCCGAAGGGCAGCUCAUCUCCGUGCUGGGGGUGGGGUGGGAGCCCUGGGGAGAGAGAGGGCUGGAGCUCUGGAAGCGGGGUCAAAUCCCGGCUCUGAUGCUUCCUUGCUGUGUGAUCCUGAACCAGUCGGUUCCUCACCUGUAAAAUGUGCAUCAUUCCAGCAGCUAGCUCCUUGGCUUGUUUGAGGGGCCGAGGGGAUGCUGCGUGUAAACCUUACAGAGCUACAUUACAUUAAAUAAUAAUUAAUGUCAUGUGGCUGACUUAAGGAGGUGCAGGCCCAGGUCCCACGGGGGCUUAGAUCAAGAAAACAGCAGAGGCCCAAGGGCCAAGAGGUGACCAAAGGUGGGGCUUACUAACGGAACGAUCAGAAGGGGCUCUGGGUGAAUCCUUUCUGAGCUCAGAAUCUGUUGUUCUUCCUAAUAAAAAUGACAGCGUUUUAAACCUGGGCACAGCUCCAGAGACCACCUCCUCAUUUCACUCUCAUGUUCCAUGUGAGGAGCGGGUCUAGAGAGAUAAUGGGAGACUGACUCAUUCUAGAGUUGGAAGGGACUCAUCUGGGCCAGCCCCUCAUCUUACAGACAAGGAAACUGAGGCACACAGACUAGCUUAGGGUCACACAGGCAGGGUUUGAACUCAGGUGUUGCUGACUCCAAGUCUUGCCACAGCUAGAAGUGACUUCUAGAAGCCAUUUGGUCCAACCCCCUUAUUUUAAGAUUGAGGUUCACCCCAAGUUUCACAGCCAUGGUAUUAAAUGAGAUUCAAACCCGAGUCUUCCUAACUCCUAGUCUUGCCUUUUUACCACUACAUAUACUGUCACUCAGAAAAAUAUAAAGAACGUGUGUAGAGGGGAGGCGAGGCAGGAUGGCAUACAGCAGUGGUGUCCAACUGAGAUGGAAUUGUGGCUGCUUAUCUGUAUGGAGGGAUCCCUGGGGGCUCUAUCUUGACACUUUCAAAAUGUAAUGUCUGUAUUUUGUUAUUAGGAUCAUUAGCCUUCGUUUCCUCAGCCAUUAGGUGAACUGUUGUUCCACAGCUUGUGUGAUCGAUGAUUCAUUGAAGAAAAGGUCAAUGUGGGUGCUUUGGACAGUCUGGGGUUUUGUGCUUAUUCUCUGUGGUGACUUCUGUGGUCCCAUCAAUAAACCUUUUCCUCCUCCUGAGGAUCA